UUUGCCGUCAGUUGUAUUUCGGUUCGCGCCGCGAUCUGUCGCACAUUGGACAUAGAGUCGUCACCGCUUGCGAGAGCAACAGAGUCAUUAUCCCGAUCCCGAUACCGAUACUGAUCCCGAUCUCUAUAUCCUGUGCAGCGUAGUACGUGAAGCUACAAACGCUACAACCAGCUUCCCGGAAAAGAAAACUCACGCAACUCACCAGAAAAUGGCAAUGGCACGCUGCUCGGGAUGGCCUGCUGUGAUGGUCCUCCUGGCCUGUUUGGCCGGCAGUCAAUCCCUUCCGGAGUUUGGCGACGGCAGCAGCCCGAGCGUAACCGGAAAGCCAGCCCUGAUCCGGACGGAACUCCGCUUUGGCCGCAAUCUGGACCCCUCGAAGGUGCGGGUGGUGAACGUAAAGUCCAGCAAGGGCGAGGACGUGGAGAUUCUGGUGGGGAAGAACAGCCGCAAGGCCCGCGCUGAAGAGGCUGCUGGUUCCUUUUUCGUGCGCAGUGCGGACGUCAAGCGGCCCCCGAUGCGGCCGGCGGUCAAGGUCAGCGGCCGCCAGCUGACCUUCGAGCACAGCCCGGCGCUGCUCAAGCAGAGCGAGUUGGCCCAGCAGAUGGGCGACUACCGGCAGCGCAAGGCGGAGGCGGAGCAGCGCCACGCGAAGCACAUCCAGCUGCAGUUGGCCAAGGCGCAGAGCAAGGCGGUGGAGCUGCAGCACCAGGCGGUGCAGCAGGGGGAGUCGCGCCGUGGACGCCAGCUGGCCGCGGACGUAUCCUGGCAGCCGGCCUACGCCCAGUUCCCGACGCAUCCCGUUCCCCGCAGGAAUUUCUCCCUGGAGGUUGACCGCCAGUGGCAACCUUUCGCACUGCAGCAUUCCGUUGAGAUCCUGCCACGAGUGCAGCGACCGGCAGCCGGAUCCUCCGUUAGCUUCCCCACCAGGGACAUGGAGUUCGCCGCCUCCGACGUCCAUGAGCACUUCGCCGGCGACAGGGACACUCGGGCCUAUGGCUCCCAGGGUUACCGACCCCAGAACCUCAUCACCAAGCACAACUACAACUACAACGCCCUGCCGCAAAAGUCCAAGUACGUCACAUACAUGCCGCACUCCGUGGUGGUGACGGCCAGUGCGGGAGUGGCCACGCCCUCGGCGGGAGUCGCACACACGCGGCGUCCGGGUCAGGGCGGCCCCCACCACAAUCCCAUCGGACAGAGCACGCACAGCAUCGUGGACGGUCCCGCCGUGACGCUCAUCGAGGGCGUCCGAGUGCCGGACAGCGCCGAGGACAAGGUGAAGACCUGGCGCAACGCCCGCGUCCUGAACAACCAGCUGGUGCCAUAUCCCGAGGGCUACACGCCGCCGAGGGCGCAGAUGCCCAGCUUCGACCGGUAGAAGCAGAAGGGGACCAGGAAGGGAACCAGGAAGGGACCAGAAGGAUGUCGGUGUCGGGUGCUCAACGGUUACUGCUAUUUAUUGAUUUGUCUAUUGUUAAGCUAUUUAUAAACGUUGUAUAAAAGUUUGUCAAGGAA
Drosophila elegans is the source of this 1515-nucleotide messenger RNA. RefSeq lists its product as uncharacterized. Bases 209 to 1378 code for a protein of 389 amino acids. The transcript is spliced from 2 exons. Lineage: Eukaryota; Metazoa; Arthropoda; Insecta; Diptera; Drosophilidae. The record is from RefSeq and is a predicted model, not a curated record.